UAGCAUUUGCAAACAAAUUGAAGUUUAAUUAUAAAAAAAGUUUUUAAAAUGACUAGCAAGGAAUCCAAAGCUUUGAUUAAGGAUAUACGUGACAGCAUAAAGUUAGCUAAAUAUAACGAUGCCAUACACAAGUGCAAUCGCCUACUUAAAGCUGAGCCCAAGAAUAAUAUGGCCUACCUGUUGCUGGGAGCUGCCUACCAAAGCGUUGACAAAGCUGAGGCAACAAAGUUCCUCAGAAAGUCUAUAGAAUAUACCGAGGGACCAGCAACUGUGGCGCUGCAAGGUUUGGCAAAUUGCGCACCGGCAGAAGAACUGCCAGAAAUUUACGAUCAGCUGGUGGAUUUGCUGCCUGAAAAAAGCUUGGAUUACUAUGAAAAGUUAUUUGGCUUGGCAGCAAAUGCAGCUUUGUCUCUAAGUUGUUUAAGUCUAUUCAAGAAGCGAGCGCUCAUGCACGAUGACAACAAAAAGCUACAGGAGUACAUGGGCAGAAUAUGGCUUACCAAUGACAUAGAGGUUACGGCAGGAGAAAGUGAACUUUAUAAAAACAGCAUGGAAACUCUUUUGAGCCUAGGAGAUGCCAGUCUACAGUGCAUGGUCUACAAGCGCUAUUUAAAAUGGCUGUAUAAGCAACAGGAUUUUGUUUCUUGUGUGUGUCACGCCGUCAACAUGACAACAACUCAUCCUCGCGAUGUUUAUGGCUAUGAAUGGAUUUGUAAAACUUACUGCGAAUAUCACAAUGAGCCCCAAAGCGAAUCUUGGCAAAAACAACUAAAGGCACCUAUACUAAGCUACGCUGUGCAGCUUCUGGAACUCAAUCCCAAAUCAAAUUUGGCAUUGUUAGUAAAGGCUUUCGAUGCAUAUGAAAAGCAACAGUUUUUGAACGCUAGGCAGUUUGCUCUCCAAUCACAACAACACUUUGCGAGCUACAAGCCAACGCUGAAGCUGCUGGCAUAUAUACACAUGCAAUUCGGCGCCUAUAAAUUGGCCUUGUUGCUCUGGCAAGAGCUUGGACUGAAAAAUGAAGCAUAUGCAGAGUGUCUAUCAUAUGAAAAUGAUACGCAGAAGCUAAAUGAUGCGGUGGCGCUGCUUAGUAAAUCUGAGCAAAGUCCAGCUAAUGUGAAUGCAUUGGCCCGCUGUUACCAUAAGUUUGGAGAAGAACAGAAAUUGAAAGGCUUACCACUGGAUGUCGUUGCGCAAGCGGAAUUUUUACUCUCACCCGCUGAAGCCUUAGAGUCCCUCGCUGGCAAUACAUCAUUUGAAGCGCUAAUGCUGGCUGGAAAGCUGCAGCUUAAACAAAAACAGUUUGCAGAGGCUUUAAACUGUAUGUUGCAGGCUACACGAUUACGUCCAUACAGCUCGCAAUGCUUUGAGCACUUGGCACACUUAUAUCAGCUUAAUGGAGAUAUUCCACGCGCUCGCAAAUGCUAUGAGAAGUGCAUUAGUUUAAAUGCGCUAGCCCAAUCAGCUGUGGAUGCGUUGAGUUCAAUCUAUCAACAGUUGGGCGAAGAGGAGCUUAAUGAGGCUUUGCUUCUGAGCACGUUACGUCACCUGAGCAGUGAUGAUGCUGUGCGUUUGCAGUAUAAGCUGGGUUUGCACUUUCUGCAAGUCAAGAAAUGGGAUAAUGCUAUACAAUGUUUUCGCAUUGCCAUUAAGCACGACUUUCGUUGUAUGGUCUACUGGGAAUCUUUGGGAGAUGCCUAUGUGGCAAGAGGUUCUUACAAUUCUGGCAUAAGAGUAUUUCAAAAAAUAUUGGAGCUAACGCCAGAGAAUUCUUAUGCGUUGUUGCAAAUAGCAUUAAUACGAACAAACAUACGGAUGUAUCCAGAGGCUAUUGCCGACUUUGAAACACUUUUAACGAAACAGCCUGCCUACUUGCCUGCUUUGAAAGGGGCUGCCGAAGCUCACAUAGGCCUAGCCAAUAAUCUUAAAUCACAGAAUCUUUACGGUCGCGCUAAGCAGCAUAUGCAACUAGCUAUGGAUCAUCUGCAAACUGCAUUUUUACAACCCAAGGCACAAGGCAUGGUCUGGUUAUGGCGCCUAACGGCGUGUGUGUUUGUACAAACAUCGCAGCUGCCACAGUCGCUGGCUAAUUUGGAUGUAGCUGGGAGCUUGGCUAAGCGCGAAGAGACAAUUGCUUAUCUAUCACGCAAAGAUCUGCUACAGUUGGCACAAAGAUUCUUUUUAUGCGCAUUGAAACUUAAACAAAAUACGUUUCUCUGGUAUGAAUUGGCGAUUUGUAGCUACCUUUAUGCUUUGUAUAUGCCAGAGGAGGCGAAAACACAUCUAGAGACCUCUGCCAAGGCUUGCAAAAUGGCCAUUAAGGAGUGCAGCAGUCGCUGGCAAAAUUGGAAUCUGUUGGGCGUCAUUAACAUGCAUACCGUACAUGAGCAAUUGCCUGUGGCUCAGCAUUGUUUUAUACAAGCUAUAGAAUUGGAUCGCAAAUCGUACACUUCUUGGACUAACUUAGGCGUGCUCUAUAUUAAAGUGGGAAACAUACGUCUAGCGAAUGAAGCUUUCAAGCGUGCACAACAAUCAAGUCCCAUUUAUGCAAACGCAUGGAUAGGGCAGGCUUUGGUAGCAGAGACUAUCGGUGAACAGGAGGAAGCGUUUGAUUUGUUUAGACACUGCCAGCAGUUUGAUUAUCAUCCAGAGGCAGCUUUGGGCUUUGCACACUGGGUUUGUUAUGUGCUAUCAGAUCCGCAGCUACGCUCUAAGCCACAUAAUAAGCAUGCAAUAGACCAUAUGCAUGCGGAUAUCUAUGCUUUGGAUGCCAUAAAUUGGUACGUGCAAAAUGAGGAGGCAGAUGCAAGCGUUUCAUCGCUUACAUUUCAAGGAUUUUUAUGCGCACGUCAGCACCUUUAUAAGCAAGCGAUAAACGCCUUCACCCGCGCCUGCCAGCUCUGCGAGCCUGGAGAGAAACGUGACAAGCUUUACACAAACUUAGGCUAUCUGUAUUUGAAGCUUGGUCAGCCGGAUCUGGCGGUUAUCGCUCUAAAUACCGUUGCUCAUGCCACAUUUAAGCCCAUUAUUGGCUUAGCCCUGGCCUAUUAUAGAUCUGGGCAACUACAGGAAUCGUAUUCUAUCUACAAUUCAGUACUUGGCAGCGUUGUAGGCCAUGAUGAUGAAAAGGCUGCUACUAUUUUGGUUGCUAUGGCCUCCAUGGUUUAUGCUUUCCAAGGUGCCACCGAUACUAAGACUUUGCUCUAUCAAUGCAUAUUGUUAAAAGGCGUGCCUAUACAUGCAUUGUUCUCUGCCUGUGCUCUGGGUAUACUACAUCAGGACAACGAGCUGAUUAACCAUAUUCUGUCCGAGUUUAAGGCCUAUGAAUUCAAGGAGACACACUGUGCUGAUAUUGCCUUUCUAACAGCCCAUUGUUAUUUGAUUAAUGAAGGACCUCGACGUGCUCUGACCUACCUACAAACUCGUGUGCGCAUGUUUCCUCAAAACAACGGUCUCCGUAAGGUGCUUGUUAAAUUUCUUCUAGAUUACUUCAAAGAUGAUGAUGCCUAUAAAUGUGUUACAGCCAACAUGGGUUUGAUAGCGCUCAAAUUAGGACAUCAUAACUUACGGACCAACUUUAAGACCAAGGAGGAAGCUGAGAGCACCAUUUAUGCCAGUCGAGCUCUGGAGCAUGUAGACAAGCAGUAUUCGUUGAAGCUCAUCCAAUGUGCGAUUCGUCUUUGUCCCACCAAUCAAAUGUCACGACAGUUGCUGAAAGCAAUCACUGCAUAGCAGCAUUUGUAAGAUGUUU
Drosophila busckii is the source of this 3751-nucleotide messenger RNA. RefSeq names its product tetratricopeptide repeat protein 37. Bases 49 to 3732 code for a protein of 1227 amino acids. The record is from RefSeq and is a predicted model, not a curated record. Lineage: Eukaryota; Metazoa; Arthropoda; Insecta; Diptera; Drosophilidae. The transcript has 12 exons. Gene Ontology annotation, cellular component: Ski complex. Gene Ontology annotation, molecular function: protein binding.